Molecule: messenger RNA, 933 nt
Organism: Talaromyces proteolyticus
Lineage: Eukaryota; Fungi; Ascomycota; Eurotiomycetes; Eurotiales; Trichocomaceae
Product: tethering factor for nuclear proteasome sts1
Exons: 2
Coding region: 1-933 (310 amino acids)
Biological process (GO): proteasome localization; nuclear protein quality control by the ubiquitin-proteasome system
Cellular component (GO): nucleus
Source: RefSeq, a predicted model, not a curated record
AUGAACAGCCUGGUGGCCACGCCUCCAUUCCCUCCACACUUCCACGAACAUUAUCGUAUCUCUCCCACCCGUUCCAUGUCGACACCAGUGCAGCAAAACAGCAACCGGAAACGAAAGGCUGAGGAUGACGGCAACGAUAAUGAUGUUCGUAUGUCGGCAUCUCCCACCAACUCGCCUGCCUUCACCCCACGCCCUUUACCCUUUCCCAACCGCCAGUACAAACGCUCUCGCCCAAACGUAACUGGUCGUCCUCUACCACUCCCUAGAUUACUUGAGACCCUAGACACCGAUGCACUGAGGUCGGUGCUUCAGUCUGUGUGCGACCGUCAUCCAGGCUUAGGAGAUGAAGUUGUCCAGAUAGCACCACGGCCGAGUGUGACAUCGACGUUGCAGAUUCUUCACAACUAUCUGUCGACUCUGCAAUCAUCGAUCCCACUGGGAAGCGGUGAUUCCUUAUCAGACUAUGCAUACAAUCGAGUGAAGCAGCAGCUGAAUGCUCUACUAGACGCUCUGGAUGACUUUACACCCCAUUUUUUACCUCCCAACGAAUCGCAAACAUCUACGUCCUUGGCCUAUUUGGAUGGAGCAACGGAGGUGCUCAAUAGAGUACCUAAAGCAAACACUCCACGACACAACAUUCGUCGUGAUUCUACCUUCGAGAAUAUCAGCAAAUCUUGGGUUGUAGUGAUUCGGGAAGCCGCUAAACGGGGCGGCGGUAUCCAAUUGCAGUACGGCGGAUGGGACCAGAAAAUCGCGAAGCAUAACGAAACGUCCAACGGCAAACUACAAGAGGCUGUGAACGAGCUCAGCAACAGCCUCGGCUGGAUGGGUCCGCCUUUGCCAACAUCCGGUGGCGACCAGACUUCCAUCCGCGAUCAACUUCUCUCCGGAACAUAUGGAAUGGGGGUGCCUUUGAAGGUUGGACCCUGGUAG